UUAACUUUUCCCCUUCCUUGUCUGUCUCUAUUGCUAGGCACUUGUGAUUCUCCUCCAAGAUUGAGUUUUGCUGAGCUGCCUGGUGCAGUGAACAAUUCCUAUCCUGUUGGAACCAAACUGAAAUACUCCUGUCGCCCAGGAUACGUGUUGGGCUCUGGAAAGUCUCCUGUAGUUACAUGUCUUGCAAAUUCAACAUGGUCAGUAGACCCUGAGUUUUGUGUAGGAAGACCAUGUAAACCACUAGAACUAGAAAAUGGCAGGGUUCAUUUCACAGAUCUCCGGUUUGGUGCAACAGCAAACUUCUCCUGUAGUGAAGGGUACAGAUUAAAUGGACCAACUUCUGCCCAAUGUGUGGUUGUGGGAAAUGGAGUUGAUUGGGAUAAGGAGCUUCCACAUUGCGAAGAAAUACCUUGUCGUCCACCUCCUGAUAUCACCCAUGGAUCCCAUACUGGCCAGAGUGAACAAGAGUUUUCCUUUGGCUCAGCGGUAACUUACAAAUGUGACCAGGGCUUCUCUCUUAUUGGAGAGGCCUCCAUUCAUUGUACAACGAAAGAUCAUGUCAAUGGAGAGUGGAGUGGGCCUGCUCCUGAAUGCAAAGUCAUAAUUACCCAGGACAAACCCACAACUGUCCCCCCCAAAGGAACAGAAGUAGCUGGUACUUCCUCAGGUAAAUUGGAAGAACUUGGAUUUGCUAAAAAUCUAGAAUUUGGGGUUCAAAUUUCCACUUGAAUAAAAAUGAAAUGUAC
Molecule: messenger RNA, 746 nt
Organism: Chrysemys picta bellii (western painted turtle)
Lineage: Eukaryota; Metazoa; Chordata; Testudines; Emydidae
Source: RefSeq, a predicted model, not a curated record